AUGAGGCCUGGACCACAAUCAGGCAGGAUAGCUGACAAGCACAAGCAGCCCUCUCUUAUUCUGCUUCUCUUCUCAGUGCUCAAGUUUUCUCAAUGUUUUGAACACCUGAGGUGUGUAUCGGUUAUGUUAGAUAACAUAAAUGGUACCACAGUAUGUCAUUUCCAUGAAGCUGCAUCAAAGUAUAACCAGAAGAAACUGGUACUGGCUUGUGAGAGAUGGUUGGAGUUAAAUCUCAUUGUACAUCUAAGAUAUGAAAUCACUUUUCGAAAUCUGCAAAAGGAUGUUUUGCAAAAAACUUUGUUAUCACCUAGAUUGUUUACUUUUUCUGAAUACCACGUGCUACAAACUAUCCUCUGCUGGAUUUUCCUUCAGGUGAACACUGAGAUACGGCUAGUACCACCAUAUAGUGCAAUCAUAACCUAUUUCAUCAGAUUAUCUGUUCCUGCAUCUCACGUGGACAUCGCCAUGGCUGGAGGUAAUGCGACCUUAAUUCAAAUACAAAGAUUGAGUAGGAGGGGACAGCAAUUGAAUUGUCAAAUAGUUCAAGAGCCGCAACAACCAGUGGCAUACCCUCCAGAGGCACACAUAGCAGCCAAACAUCCACCAAGGAGGUACAAUAGAGACCCUACUGUGCCUUCUAUUAUUCUCUUCAACUAUCUGAAGAUUUGGUGCCAUCAUCAUCAGACUGUAUCAUCUGCUGUAGUAAGAUUCAUGCACAGAAGGGCUGGGUAACAAUCUCAUCCCGGUGUUCAUCAAGGUCACAGCUCCUCAAAAAUUUUAUGCCACCCAUUUCAGCGAUAACCUGGAUCUAUGAGGCAUCUCUCUGUCCUUGAGUCAUAAAUGCAUCUCGGAUGUAACUGAUGUCAUUUUCUCCACUAUCUUAAUAUCUUCAUAUCCCUUCCUUGUGAUGAGAACAGCCAAGCAAAUGGACGGUGGGAUUCUUCAUUUCUGGCUUCUUCCUAGUGCAGCAUUCUAUCAACUGCACCCACCAGCAUGCAGAGUUCAUCAACAGAAAAGGAAUCUACUCCAUCAGUGUUCAAAUUGUACAUGAUCAUCAAUGCCGAAUCAUUAGAAGUGUGUUGCAGACAUUUUGGGAACUGCCAUAUCUCUUGUAAACUAGAGAACUCACACUGCAUCCUUCCAAGGUCAUUGGGGAGCAACAACUUCUCCAUCCAAACACUGCUCAAGACUUUUUCAUG
Molecule: messenger RNA, 1199 nt
Organism: Rhincodon typus (whale shark)
Lineage: Eukaryota; Metazoa; Chordata; Chondrichthyes; Orectolobiformes; Rhincodontidae
Product: BTB (POZ) domain containing 16
Exons: 5
Coding region: 1-732 (243 amino acids)
Source: RefSeq, a predicted model, not a curated record